Messenger RNA from Entelurus aequoreus (snake pipefish), 4385 nucleotides. Its product is annotated as gamma-aminobutyric acid receptor subunit alpha-2-like. Gene Ontology annotation, cellular component: synapse; GABA-A receptor complex; postsynapse. The transcript is spliced from 10 exons. Gene Ontology annotation, molecular function: benzodiazepine receptor activity; GABA-gated chloride ion channel activity; inhibitory extracellular ligand-gated monoatomic ion channel activity. The record is from RefSeq and is a predicted model, not a curated record. The coding region runs from base 259 to 1860 and encodes 533 amino acids. Lineage: Eukaryota; Metazoa; Chordata; Actinopteri; Syngnathiformes; Syngnathidae. Gene Ontology annotation, biological process: monoatomic ion transmembrane transport; regulation of postsynaptic membrane potential; nervous system process.
GGAGAUGAGAGGACUCAAUGAGCUCCUUCUUGCUUAUCACGACUCACAUCGACAGCUGUGAGGACGACCUUUUGAAAUAUAUGUAUAUAUAUAUAUAUUUUGUAUCUUUAUUUAUAUAUAUAUAUAUAUAUGUUUGUAUUCUUCCAUUCCGAAGCAACACAUUGGUGUGAUUUAAUGGCAGCGAUGGCAUUCCAUGUGAGUGGACUAUGACGCGCCUCUCGUCCUCCUGUCAGCACAUCAGGACUCAGCUGCGCGUUCAUGCUCACUUCUUCUCCUUUGCAUCUUCGACGCCCGCGGCUGGACACAUCACUUACUGGACACAUCACUUACUGGACACAUCACUUACUGGACACAUCACUUACUGGACACAUCACUCACUGGACACAUCACUUACUGGACACAUCACUUACUGGACACAUCACUCACUGGACACAUCACUUACUGCCGCACUUGAGAAGGUCUCCUUGUGGUUGCAGUGGUGGUCCUGGUCGUGUCGGUGCCCAAGCAACCAUGUGGAGCACCAACAGUGCGCCUCUGCUCCUCUCCUGCCUGGCGCUCACGGCUCUGUGGAGAAGCAGAUUGGUAGACGCCGAUGCCACAUCUGAUGCCUUCAAAACCAACAUCACCCUGUUUACGCGCAUCCUCGACAGCCUGCUGGAUGGCUAUGACAACCGUUUACGCCCCGGUCUUGGAGACAGGGUAACUGAGGUGAAGACAAACAUCUACGUCACCAGCUUUGGACCUGUUUCAGACACAGACAUGGAGUACACCAUAGAUGUUUUCUUCAGGCAAAGCUGGAAGGAUGAGAGAUUAAAAUUUCAUGGACCAAUGAAUAUUUUGCCUCUUAACAACCUGAUGGCGAGUAAAAUCUGGACCCCGGACACCUUCUUCCAUAACGGGAAAAAGUCUGUGGCUCAUAACAUGACCAUGCCUAAUAAAUUGCUGCGGAUCACAGAUGACGGGACAUUACUGUACACCAUGAGGUUAACCGUCCAUGCAGAGUGCCCAAUGCAUCUGGAGGAUUUUCCCAUGGACUUUCACUCCUGUCCACUGAAAUUUGGCAGCUAUGCCUACACCAUCUCAGAAGUGACUUACGUUUGGACGCGGAAUGCCUCCGAUUCUGUGGUAGUGGAAGAAGAAAGCUCUCGCUUGAACCAGUAUGACUUACUUGGACAAACCGUUGGACAAGAGACCAUUAAAUCAAGCACAGGUGAAUACACCGUGAUGACAGCUCAUUUCCAUCUGAAGAGGAAGAUUGGAUAUUUUGUCAUCCAGACGUAUCUGCCUUGCAUCAUGACUGUCAUUCUCUCUCAAGUGUCUUUCUGGCUCAAUAGAGAAUCCGUACCAGCAAGGACUGUGUUUGGUGUAACCACAGUGCUCACCAUGACAACACUGAGUAUCAGCGCUCGCAACUCCCUUCCUAAAGUCGCAUACGCCACCGCCAUGGACUGGUUCAUCGCCGUCUGCUACGCUUUUGUCUUCUCCGCCCUGAUUGAGUUUGCCACAGUCAAUUAUUUCACCAAGCGUGGUUGGGCCUGGGAUGGAAAAAGUGUGGUGACUGACAAGAAAAAAGAGCGUGCGUCCGUCAUGAAGAAGAACAAUGCCUACGCCGUAGCGGUGGCCAAUUACGCGCCUAAUAUCACCAAGGACUCCAGUACGCUCCCGACCAUCGCCAAGGGAGGCGCUUUGGAAGCCCACAAGGCCAAAGCAGACGGCAAGAAGACGUUCAAUAGUGUUAGCAAAAUUGACAGGAUGUCAAGGAUUUUGUUUCCCGUCCUGUUUGGAUCCUUCAACCUGGUUUACUGGGCCACCUACCUAAACAGAGAACCCGUCAUUAAAGAUAUGGUGCCCUCCACUUAAGAGGCCUGCUUUUUGGAGUUCUGGUCUGAGGACUGAGAACCAAAUACCUCCAGCAACUGUGUGUACAUACUUUUGCAGAGUGACGUCCUGGAUUGCAGCGUGAUCCUCUAUUCUAUUUUCUACACCGUCCGCAGCACUUUUGACAACUCUGGCUUUUGUAAAUGUGUAUGUCUAUUUAUAUUCAAUGUUUCAUGGUGUGACCACGUCCAUUAGAAUGUGUUCAAGUAUGUGACCACUGUACAUACUCAGUAGACCCUUUCAUUUCAUUUCAAUCACAUAUUAAUAUUUUGCUGUAAUGCCCAUUUUCGAUGUUUCACAAUAUUCUUUGGAGUGAAAGGGUUUUAUUCUGUUUUUCCGUCUCAAAGUGGCCUCACUAUUUCCUGUCCAAGCCAAUGCAAAAACCCAGUUGUAUAACAUUGUUCAAGAACAAACCUUUUAUUGCCUGUGUCUAAGGCAGUGGGGCUCCCAAUCACCAGGUAAAACAUAUUCAGAAAUAUUAUACUUUGCAAUAUGAAUGAGGAUAUGAUACGAUAGUACACUUCAGUACAGCGGUACCUCGUUUUUUUGUUUGCAAUCCGUUCCCAAAGGUCAGACAAAGUUUGAAUCGUACGAAAACUGAAGCAAUUUUUGUAAAUCCUAUUUCAGACAAAAAACAAAUUUUAUAGAGAAAAAUGCACAGAAUAUUAUUUGUCUGGACACUCUGUUGUGCAUAAUGAUAUGCUAGCAAACAGAGCAGUUUGGUCGUUUGAUACGAAAACCAAGGCGAAAUUUUGGGAGUAAUGUGACAGUAUAAAAAUGUCAUAUCACGGUUAUUCUGACCAAAAUUAUCGUGGUUAACAUUAUCAUCAUGGUACUGUUGAAUAAGCUCAAAAAGUACUUACACACACACUGUAAUCUUUUAACCCAGUUUUAUUUAAUGAGUUAUCGUAUUGUUAUUACAGUGUUUAAAUAUGUUUAUACUCUUCUGUUUUAUUUUGUAAAAGUUUAAGAGUGUCUUUCAAUGAUAAAGGCAAAAUGGUGCGCUUCACUUCCGGUUAAUGUUACGUCUUUCUGUUGUAGACACGUCUAUUUAUGGAACUUCAUAUUUACUUACCUGAAAGUUCAAUGUGCACAAUGGAAUAGCGUUGAUGUGUUAAUACACGUUUAGAUUGGGGUAUGAUGUUUGUAAUGGUUAAAGACGGUAAUCUGUCUUGUAUUCAUGUUAGCAGUUAAACGAUUAGCGCACGAGCUGCUUCUCCUUGAGGUUUUUUUUUAAACUGCGGUAAAAUUUACAAUAAUUUGAAUUUUAAUAUACUCAACCUAAGGAAUUUUAUUGAGGUUUAUCGUUAAUACAGUAAUCGUUACAUCGGGUGAAUCAAACCACAAACAAAAACCAAGGUGCCCGCUGUACUUUGACUUUACAAGCAUAAUGAUGAGUUUCCACAUACAACCACUAGGGAGCAGAAAAGUACAUGACAAGCAGCUGAUUUAAUUUUUUUUAAAAAGUUAAUCAGAUUUAUUUAGUCUAUUUUUUACGCUGUGUCUUUCCAAGGGAUUUGUUUCAUGGCACAAACACCAUCGAGAGCUGUGCGACUAAACCAAAACAGUAGAUUUGUAAUAUUAUUGUUCAGGUAUGUUCAAACAUUUUUUCAUUCUGUAUGAUGAACUUUGAUAUUCUGAUUAAUUCCUUCAGUUUAAACUCAAAAACAACCACACACAAAAAAAAAUGUAUUUCCUUUAUAUCUGUAGCCACACAUCAGAAAUAGUGAGUUUUACUCACUUUUAUUUUCCAUUUUUUUAAUCAAACAUUGCAUGACACACAAAUCUUGCUUGCUUUCUUUUCUUAUCUUGCCGGGUGUUUUUUUUACUUAAAUUCUUAUACAUUCCAGCUAAGAAUGAUUGUUCACAAGUGGAUGCUUGAUUCAAUGCGCAGUUUCUAAUAAAACACAUCACCUGCGCCAGAUAUCAUUUUAUUGACUUUGUUCAACUUAUGACAAGCUUUUACUGGAAAUGUUGAACAACAUUUCAUAAUCAUGACAAUAUAACCCAUACCUUUCUGCUGCAGCGAUACAGCUUUUAAUAACUCUGCAGGCAUUUGCAGGCUUUAGGCUGUACUAUUUUCCACUAAUAGCUGAAAGUUGAUGCCAAAAGUAGACGAUUAAACACUUGAUUUAGCAUUAAUCGCAAAAAUGUUUUUUUUUUAAUGUGUCACACAAGUGUAAGAAGAAGUUAAGCACAACAUGGCUUCCCUCUGCUGCAGGUAAAAAAUGGUGUGUUUAUUGUUGUUUGUAGGCUUUUAAAGGUACAUUUCCCUGAAAACAUUGGUUGAGUUCUGAAUCAUAAAGCACUCCUUAGUGUUUACCUAUAUUCAAUGGUAGUUAUGGACAACUCUACUCACAUUUUUAUGAUUCAUUGCAUCCAUUUUCUAUCGGUUCUCCCUCUCGGGAUCACGGCGGUGCCGGAGCCUAUCCCAGCUGCAUUCGGGUGGAAGGCGGGGUACACCCCGCACAAGUCGCCACCUCAUCACAGGGCCAACACAGACAGAC